ACCUUGUCGUGGCUGCCGGUCGAUAUAGCUGCCGAAGCCCUCAGCGAGAUUCUCUUCCAUCAAGAACCACUCAGUGCAGUCUACCAUCUAGAGAACCCAGCCCGGCAGAGCUGGGAGGAAGUUGUCAGACUGAUGUCUGAGGAACUACGGAUAAGCAGGUCGUCCAUCAUCCCGCUCGAGGCCUGGCUCGACUUGGUCGAUACUAUACCGGAACCAGGCAACCCUGCUGCAGGUCUCACACGAUUCCUUCGAGAGGAUUUCGCCAAAAUGUCGUGUGGAUUUGUUGUCCUAGAUACCAGCAAUUCUCGCAAUGUGAGUUCGACCUUGGCCAAUAUGACGUCGACCAUUAGCAGACAAUCCGGCUACCAUAUCACGUUCUGUCUCAAGUUUCUGCCCGGCGACCUCGACAUGCUAUUUGCCGUUGUACUGUGGGGGCACAACGACAUCACAGAGAUAGCGUCGUAG
Molecule: messenger RNA, 465 nt
Organism: Colletotrichum lupini
Lineage: Eukaryota; Fungi; Ascomycota; Sordariomycetes; Glomerellales; Glomerellaceae
Exons: 2
Source: RefSeq, a predicted model, not a curated record